Messenger RNA from Aspergillus uvarum CBS 121591, 1350 nucleotides. RefSeq names its product Zn(II)2Cys6 transcription factor. Gene Ontology annotation, molecular function: DNA-binding transcription factor activity, RNA polymerase II-specific; zinc ion binding. The annotation marks the transcript as partial. The transcript is spliced from 2 exons. Gene Ontology annotation, biological process: regulation of DNA-templated transcription. Lineage: Eukaryota; Fungi; Ascomycota; Eurotiomycetes; Eurotiales; Aspergillaceae. The record is from RefSeq and is a predicted model, not a curated record.
CGGCGGCGUGCUUCUAAGCCAAGAUCCCGUACCGGAUGUCGCACCUGUCGAGCGCGGCGGAUCAAAUGCGAUGAAACGCCCGGAGCAUGCCAGCGCUGUACCUCCACAGGCCGAGUCUGCGAUGGAUACGAGGUCCAACGACUGCCUCUACCCCCACGCAGAAAGACAGCAACUGCUUCUCGAGUUCCUGCCUUAGUGCCAACCGGCUUUCGCUUCACAACCACCACAGAUGAAAUACGCUGUUUCUCGUACUUCCAACAUCGUUCGAUCUCUCAUCUAAUCGCCUCGGUCGAUAACCCUCUCUGGGAGAAGCUCGUGCCCCAGAUGAGUUACAAUGAGCCGGCCGUAUACCAUGCGAUCGUGGCUCUGGGCUCAAUUCAUCAGAAUCUGGAAAAGCAUGGCUUGCGCGUGCCGGGAAAGAAGUCUAAUAGCACUUUAGAACGUUUCGCAACGGAGCAGUCCCUCAGAUCGUUCUCUUUGCUCACCCAGCGCCGUGCUUCACAGGAUCCCGCCCUGCGACAGGUGAUUCUCGUCUGCUGCUUGCUCUUCACCGUAACCGAACUGCUCUGUGGACGCCCAGAAACCGCGAGUGUGCAUCUAGCGGGUGGGCUGAGGAUUCUCCGGGAGCUCAAAGCACAGAGGUGCGCGCUCUCGCCGUGGGAACAGCAGACCACCCUGGACACGUAUCUGCAUCUUCAGAGUCAGUCGUUUUUCAUGAUGGGCGGGCCGAUUCUGACCACGGAUCACGAGAUAAUCUAUGAGAGGCCGUAUGAGGACCAUCUAUCUACGUUCACCACCUUCCACGAGGCCCAGCGCGCAUUCGAACCCGUCUUCAACGCCAGCUGUGGCUUCCACGUCAUAUUUUGGAAGCAAAGGCGAGGGAUCCCGGUCCCCGAGUUCUACCAAGCCAGCUUGCUCUCCCCGAUACGCCUUCUUUCAUGCUGGAAUCGGUUCCUGCAACAGCUCGAAUCGUUUGUGGCUGCACCAUCCACCCGCCUUGGUGCAAAGGAGAAGCGGGGCGUGCAGCUGCUGAGAGUCAUCACGCAUGGACAGAUCGUAGGUGUCAAGAGCUGCCUCUUGCUCAGCAAUGAUCUCUCCUUGCAAUCCCUCAUGGAGGACUACGUGGACCUGCACCGAAUGCUGAAAAUAACAUUGGACCAGAUCCAGAACCGCCCACUGAUUAGCCUCGGAGUUGGCCUUACUCCCGUCUUUUUCUUCUUGGCUCAGUGCCCCGACUAUGAGAUCCGUUUGUGGGCUAUCGAUGGUCUACUGUCGUGGCCGCAUUGUGGCGGCUUCUUCGACACCAAGCAGAUGGCUCGACUGGUGCUCCAAGGGAUGAAGACUGAGCUG